GAGGCAGCCAUUUGAAACAACGCCAGUUUCGUGAGGAGGCGCUAGCAAACGUUAGUUAUUAGCCAGCCUUUCGUUAACGAAGCUACCUAACUUACAUAUUCGCAUUUUUUGGAGACCCUCCGACAAUAAACCACCAAGAUGUUCAACAGAAUGACAAGCCUUUGGAUGGGUGAUCUGGACCCAUACAUGGAUGAGAAUUUCAUCAAACAGGCCUUCAGCACUAUGGGCGAGACGGCGUAUGGUGUUAAGAUCAUUACCCACAGAGUAACGGGAGGAUCGGCAGGCUAUUGCUUUGUGGAAAUGGCAGACGAAGCCAGCGUUGACCGAUGCGUUCACAGACUGAAUGGGAAGCUUGUUCCUGGAUCAAACCCGCCCAGAAAGUUUAAGUUAAACUAUGCAACUUACGGGAAACGGCCAGAAGCUGGCCUGGAAUUUUCAGUCUUUGUCGGAGAUCUGUCUUCAGAGGUGGAUGACUACCAGCUCCAUCAGUUCUUCCUGAAGAAGUACCCUUCCUGCAAAGGAGGGAAAGUGGUCUCUGAUCAGUAUGGUAACUCCAGAGGUUAUGGUUUCAUCAAGUUUGGGGACGAGAACGAACAGAAGAAAGCCAUCGAUGAGUGUCAGAACGCCACAGGCCUGGGGACGAAACCAAUCAGGAUCAGCAUAGCUGUGAACAAGAGCCAUAAAAUGAACAGCUAUAACAACCAGAACCACAACUCCUACCACAACAAUUACCAACAGCCGUACUAUCAACAACCCAACCAGAACUACUACCCUCAUUGGGGCUAUGACCAGUACAACAGCUAUAACUAUGGUGGCUAUGGUCCCUAUGGAGGGUACCCUGCUCCAGGCCCCCAUGGGAUGAUGGGACCCCCACCUCCCAUUGGCAUGCCCCCCAUGCCCACAGACAUGCAGACUUCCUCCGAGCAAACACAGGAGUCCACAGAUGAGCCUGAAGAAGAGGCAGCAGAAGACCCCAACCCUCAGCUGGAUGUGGAUGCACUGAACACAGAAUACAUGGAGAGGAGCGAGGAGCUCUACGAUUCUCUCAUGAACUGUCACUGGCAGCCACUGGAUACCAUCACAUCAGAAAUCCCGCCUUUUUCCACUUCCUGAUCUGUUUCAACUUGUCCUCUGAGUUUAGUAUGAAAUGAAUCUUCUAUAAAAGGGUAAAGUCGUGCAGAAAAUGUCUCGUUUUUUUUUUUUAAUCGCCAGUAGACACACAGCAUGUUUCUUCACUACUGCCUUUGCCAUUUGUAUAUAUUGUUCACCUCCUUCCCAUUUUGUAUUUUUAUUUUAUGGAAGUAAUGUUAUUUUUCGGUGUGCACUAAACUUUCCUUCUAAAUUAUAGCUAAGUCUUUCUGGCAGUGCGUUUGUUUGAUUCAGAAACUGCAUUUUUUUUAUUUGAUUAAAUGAAGUAAUCAAUGGUCGUCAUCCCCUAGACAUGAUUUGUUUGUAUUUAUUUUCAGGAAGAAAGAACAUUUUAGUUGUAACUCGUUUUAUUUUUCACAGAUUAAAAACUUCAAUUUAAGCUUGUAUUUCAACAGUUUGUAUCACACCUUUUACCUUUUUUUUUUAAGUUGCAUUAUACAGCAAUUGGUCUGCCAUUUCCUGGUUGCUAAAAUUCUAAUUGCUUGUUUUGUCAAACUGAAAUUAAGCAAAAUAUAUGGUGUAGAGAAUCAUUGUACCCUCUAAACCGCUGUGAAAUAUAUUUUCAAUAACCAAAAAUAUUGUGUUUGAAGCUAAUGUACCUAAAGUAAAAACUUAAAUGUGAAGCAUCUACACAUUAGGCUUGCUUUAAAUGAGUGACUGCUCUAACUCAUAUUUCUAUGUGAAUUUGGUCGUGACACGCAGAAAGGUAACUCAAUUGCUAUUGGUCAUACACAUAUUUAGCAGAUGGUAUAGUGGGUAUAGCUAAAUGCUUGUGUUCCUAGCUCCAAUAGUGCAGUAGAUACCUUUUCAUUCAUUCUCAUGAUAUACAUUUUGUUUUAGACUUGUAAUUCAUUUUAGCUUUUUUUGUGCCUGGAGCUUUUGGAAUAAUUCUAUUAAAGCUGACUUGGGGUGGGACAGGA
Oncorhynchus nerka (sockeye salmon) is the source of this 2069-nucleotide messenger RNA. Its product is annotated as tRNA selenocysteine 1-associated protein 1-like. NCBI's taxonomy places the organism in Eukaryota, Metazoa, Chordata, Actinopteri, Salmoniformes, Salmonidae. Gene Ontology annotation, cellular component: nucleus. The record is from RefSeq and is a predicted model, not a curated record. Gene Ontology annotation, molecular function: tRNA binding. The transcript has 9 exons. Gene Ontology annotation, biological process: selenocysteine incorporation. The coding region runs from base 139 to 1113 and encodes 324 amino acids.